AUUCACAGCUGAAGAAAAACGAAACUGAUCACGUUACUCGCUCAUAAUGUUUUGACGUGUUUUUAAUCCGUUUUAUCUGUAUGUGUAAUACAAGCUAAGUGACAUUUAAGAAAAAUCACAAUUCAUUACGGACGGAUGGGAUGAAGGUACGAAUUUUACAUUUUGACGUUCGUGUGAGCUCAUUAACUUGCGUUAACGUUACCUGAAAUACAACCUGGAAAUAGAGCACUAUUACAGUAAGUAUCAUACCAAUAAACCUAUCUUCUAGCUAUUCUCUUGAGUAAGAAGUGCUGUGACAGAUAACAGACAAGUUAUCGAAUUAAAACCCACUACACUUAUGCCAAAGUAUUCCUCUACACAGGUUUGCUAUAAGUAACUUGUUCAGCUUCAGUGCAUUUACCCAGCAAUCACGGGUAAAUCAUAUUAUUGACCACAGAACUGACAAAUAAUCAUCAUGAUUAAUGGCUGUUUAGAGGAAGAGGAGGGGCAGAUGAUUCAUCACAAGGGUUAAAAGAGCAAGUCAUGAGAUGUUUGUCCCCUAGAUACUCAAAUCAACAAUUAGUGAUGUUUUGGAGAGUAGACAGUACCAGGUCUGAGGAAUCUGUUGAUUUCUCCCUUUAUGGAUUUGUGAAAAUAUUUCCUUUCCUCAAGUUAUGGAAAAACAAAGACAGAAAAGACAAAAUCAUAUGUCCACUGUGCCAUGUUACCUCUGGUAGGAUGAUCAAAAGUCAAGAGCAGGAUGAAUUAAUUGCUGUGAGAGUUCAGGAUCCUCGCGUUCAAAAUGAAGGGUCGUGGAUCUCAUAUGUGGACUUCAAAAUUUUCCUUCAUACAAACAGCAAAGCAUUCACUGCCAAAACAUCCUGUGUGAGGCGGCGAUACAGUGAGUUUGUGUGGUUGAAGAAAAAACUGCAAAAGAAUGCUGGUCUGGUGCCUGUUCCUGAUCUGCCCAAAAAGUCUUUCUUCUCAUUUAUUAAUGAUGAAUUCAUUGAAAGGAGGAGAAAAGGUCUUCAGAGCUUCUUGGACAAAGUGCUGCACAUGACGGUAUGCCUGUCAGAUAGCCAGCUCCAUCUUUUCCUGCAGACUCAGCUUCCUGUCAAGCACAUUGAGGACUGUGUGCAGGGUCACACCCCUUACACUGUGACAGAAGCCAUUCUGACUUACGCUUCCUCUAACCGUGGCUGGGUGCAGGAGGAAGGGGGCGGGGCCCAAGAAUUAUGGCCUACCCCUGUUCCAUAUGAAUCCGCAGAGAGCCCUGCUCCUCACCUCCCUUCAUUACAAAAUCCAGGAGCCACAUCUAGCGGACCUUUAAAUGAACUUACAGAUGUUUCAGACUCCGAGUCGAGACCGAGUGAUGCAGAACAGACUGCACUUGACCUGAAGCAGGGAAUUGGCCAUGAGCAGCUGCCUCAAGAGGGAGAGAGUUACAUUACAUUAGUAGUUGAAGUCCACCCGAACCUUGUUGUUUCUGUUGAAACCGAGGAAGAGGAUGGACACAUUGGAUCAAAAGAAACGCAAAGGCUUGAUAAGGAUGCCAAAGAUCUACAAAAUUAUGAUUGUGACUAUCUUGCUCCACAGAUAGAUGGACUGAUUGAAGACCAGAUUCAGCAAGGAGAUGCAUGCAAUGAAGAAGAUCUUGAACAAGAAACGACUGUUGUUGAAGAUGCAGUAGAUGUUACCUCAGUAGACGGAGUCAUCGAGAAAAAGAUUCCUGAUGAUUUCAGUGAAGUGAAGAAGGGAAGUCAAGAUAUUGGACUUGAACAGGACAGCGAUGUGAGACGAGCCCCUCAUGAAGAAGAUCCAGGAGUAAGGAUCCAUAAUAAUGAAGUUACUAUGGAUCUCAGUGCUGUCGAGGAAGACAAUGCUGAGAAGGUACUUGAAACCGCAGCUACAACUGUAGAAGAUGUUGCACUCCAUGAUGCUUUUGAGGAGAACACGCCAGAUAUUGAAGGUCAAGAUAAAGCUGGUAUAACAGAGGAACAUGCAACCCAGGAGAAUGGAGUCAGUGAUGAAGACUGCAGCGAAGAUGCUGCUGUUCAGGAAGAGAAUGAGGUGCAUGUCGGGGAAGUGAACAAGCUCAAUGCAAAAUGUUUUCAGCCUAGCAGUGCCAUUUUGAUACUUGAGGGAAUUGAGGAAGCAGUGAGCACGCAAAUGGCCCCCGUGACAGAGACUGUCAGUAACCUUGAUGCAAAUACUGCUGAUGUCAACACGCUUGUUUUACACGCCAUAGAGAUUGAUUCAAUGCAAUGUCACGAGACGGACAGUCAUAUAAUCAUCACUACCCACCAACCAGAUACUAACUAAUUCCCAUGGAGAAUUAGUACAGUCAUAGAUUGGACACAGUGUUCAAAGAGUCCUCCCUUUGGCUCUUUCCCAGUUAUCAUCCAAGACGUUUUUCUACUGUGAUCUCAAAAUGAGUGAGUGCAUGUAACUAUAAAGGGAGGAACACGUCUUUUUUUUUUUUUUUGCAUUGAUCCACUGUGGAUGUGUUCAGACUGUUUACAGAAGAUACACUGAAUUUUUCCCCACAAACAAUGUGAACAAACAGAGAUAAUGCACUGACUAAUGUGCCAUUCAGGAUUGUGAGCAAAUUCCACAUGCAACGAAUAGUUAUGAAUCCAUGGUAGUGGGCGAGAAAAAGCAGUGCACAUCGCUAUGGCACCUUGAUUCUAAAAUUCACCAUUCUUAAUAAAAAUAUUUCUAUGUUUGUAUGAUUUUAGCAACAGCAAUUACCCCGUGACAUGUUGCUGAUCUAUUUGAGCAUUUUCAAAACCCGAUUUUAACUGACAUGUCACUUUCUAAGGCACUUCCCUUUUUUUUCAUCCAACUGUAAAAGCAUGUUGCUCACAGAUGUUUGCUCUACUGGAACUUUGGAUAAUGUAAGGGAUAGUUCACCCCAAAUUGAAAAUUGUCUAUAUUUAUUCCCCCCUUAAUGUUCUUCCAAACCUGAAUGACUUUUGGAAAAAUUUUCCAAUAUUUGGAAAAAUGUCUGUUUUUCUGUCCAAUGUUGUUGUGGACCCAGUUGAAUUUCAUUGUACAGUUGAAACAUUCUUCAAAGUAUCAUCUUUUGUUUUUAAAUUAUUUUCAUGAGG
Sinocyclocheilus rhinocerous is the source of this 3089-nucleotide messenger RNA. RefSeq lists its product as uncharacterized. The transcript is spliced from 7 exons. Gene Ontology annotation, cellular component: endosome. The record is from RefSeq and is a predicted model, not a curated record. NCBI's taxonomy places the organism in Eukaryota, Metazoa, Chordata, Actinopteri, Cypriniformes, Cyprinidae. Bases 523 to 2301 code for a protein of 592 amino acids. Gene Ontology annotation, molecular function: phosphatidylinositol phosphate binding. Gene Ontology annotation, biological process: intracellular protein transport; vesicle organization.